AAACUGGGAUGACGAUCGUGUCCUUUAUUAUCACAAGCCGUGGUGGAACACACAGCUGUAAUUCACAACAAUGGUGGUGCCGGUCGUGUUUUAGGUUAAAGUUGCGUGGUUUUCAGUAACUUUAGUCCAAUUAGCAUUGUGAAAAAUGGACAAUAGGAUCACAAUAUGUGACCCAGACGAAGAAGAAAUUAACAAUGAAAUAUUUCGGGAUAUCGAGCCAGUCACGUGGAUCAAUGAUGAUCCGAACUAUGAUUUGGAUGAGAUCAACAUGUUCUUCCAUAGGGUGGAUUCAGAUCAGAUUAUAUACGAAGAAAAAAAGAAAAAAUGUAAAUUUAUCGGUAAAUAUGUUAUGGGUGAUGUUCUUGGUGAAGGUAGUUACGGAAAGGUGAAAGAAGUGUUGGACUCAGAGACACUUUGUCGAAGAGCCGUGAAAAUCUUGAAAAGGAAGAAACUUCGUAGAAUCCCAAAUGGAGAGCUUAACGUUCAACGGGAAAUAAGACUAUUAAGGAUAUUAAAACAUAAGAAUGUAAUUAACCUUGUAGAUGUUUUAUAUAAUGAUGAAAAGGAGAAGAUGUACCUAGUUAUGGAAUUUUGUGUAUGUGGAUUACAGGAUAUGUUGGGAAGCACACCUCUUAAGAAGCUUCCAAUUUGGCAAGCACAUGACUAUUUCUGUCAGUUACUGGAUGGUUUAGAAUACCUCUACAGCAAAGGGAUAGUACAUAAAGAUAUAAAACCAGGGAAUUUAUUAUUAGCAUUAGAUGGCACAUUGAAGAUUAGUGAUUUUGGAGUUGCAGAGGCAUUAGAUAUGUUUUCUGAAGAUGAUACAUGUAAAAUGGGACAAGGAUCACCAGCAUUUCAGCCUCCUGAAAUUGCAAAUGGCUGUGAAACAUUUUCUGGUUUUAAAGUAGAUAUAUGGAGCAGUGGAGUUACAUUGUACAAUAUAACUACAGGUCAAUAUCCUUUUCAAGGCGAUAAUAUUUAUAAAUUAUAUGAAAAUAUAGGAAAAGGUGAAUAUACUAUACCUGAAGAAGUAGAAGAGCCACUAAAAUCUCUUAUACAAGGAAUGCUGCAGAAAGACGCAGAUAAAAGAUUUACUUUGCAACAAGUUAAAAAACACCCAUGGACUAUAUGCAGGCAUCCUAAAACGCAAGAAGAAGUGCCUAUACCUCCUCUUAAAGGACAUAAAUGGCACAGCAUGACCGUACUACCGUACCUGAUGGAGUAUCAUUACGGAGGUGACGACAAUCCUACGUAUUAUACCGAACAUCAGCUAAAUGAAGAAAAACGGCUUCAAGAAAUGGACAAAAUUAGUGAAGACCAAAAAACUACUUGGAAUAGUCACAACAGCAAACCAAAUUCACAUCAAAGUAAACGGCGAUGGCGCAAACCAAUUUCGUGUAUUAACGUUAAGAAAUUUCCGUCUUGUAAGCCAUCGUGAUUUGACUCAUUACCAUGCUUAUCUUUUAUUAUAUAUUUUCCUGACUAUGUCAGAUACAAAGUUUCUCUGCAAUGGAGAUGACUGAAAAUUUAAUAAAUGCUGAACCGUGCUAGAAUAACGACCCAGCUACAGCUCGAAUUGAGUAUGAAAUUUGAACUAAUUCAAAAACAUUGAAAAUGUAAACAUUUGUGAUAUUAAUAUUAAAUAGUCAUAGUAGAUAAUUCAUUAUGAUCUAUUAAUUAUGAGGUUAGUGACUCGACAUCCAAAUAAAGUGAUUUUCUUUCA
This is a messenger RNA of Bombus huntii, 1723 nucleotides long. It is a transcript of the gene Lkb1, whose product is annotated as serine/threonine-protein kinase STK11-like. Gene Ontology annotation, cellular component: cytoplasm. Gene Ontology annotation, molecular function: protein serine/threonine kinase activity; ATP binding; protein kinase activator activity. The record is from RefSeq and is a predicted model, not a curated record. Lineage: Eukaryota; Metazoa; Arthropoda; Insecta; Hymenoptera; Apidae. Gene Ontology annotation, biological process: protein phosphorylation; intracellular signal transduction; regulation of cell growth. The transcript is spliced from 6 exons. Bases 146 to 1438 code for a protein of 430 amino acids.